AUGUUAAAUCAAGAGAAACUUAAACUUGGUCAAAUAGCUACAUUAUUACAAGAAGUAGUAGAUGGUUAUAAAGCACAAUUCAAAGAGCUAGAGGAUGAGAUUGAAGAGAUUAGAAAGACAAAAGAAUCAUUACUAGAUGUUAAAAAGGUGAUAGAUGUAUCAUUGAUACCUGAUCCAAUUACUCUAAAUAUCGGUGGAAUCAAGUUUCAAACAUCAAAAGCAACAUUAACAAGAAUCAAAGGAUCAUAUUUUGAUGUUAUGCUAUCAGGUGAGGUUGAUAUUAAAUCAACAACAAAUGAUAAAUCAAAUUCAUUCUUUAUUGAUAGAGAUGGAACACAUUUUAGAUAUAUAUUAAAUUAUCUUAGAGACGGUGAUUCAUCAAUCUUUCCACAAGAUUUUAGAUCAGAGAUUAAUAGAGAAUUGGUAUUUUAUAAAUUAAUAGAAUCUUUACCAUGUCCAACAACAUUGAUUGAAUCUGCUCACGUUGAAGUAAUCAAUAAUUGGAUUGGAACUUCAAAAGUUCGUGAUUUAAUUUAUAAAGGAACAAGAGAUGGAUUCCUCGCAUCCAAGUUUCAUUCAUUAUGUGAUGGUAAAGGUGAAACGAUAACAUUAAUUAAAUCAUCAGAUGGAAAUGUAUUUGGUGGUUAUAAUAGUCAGUCUUGGAAUUCAGAUGGUGAAUAUUAUGGUGAUAACAAAUGUUUUAUCUUUACAAUCAUCAACAAACAAGGAUUACUGCCUACUAAAUAUUUACCAAAACAUGUUGCGAAACAUCUUGUUUUUGGUCAUGCUGGAUAUGGUCCAUCAUUUGGAUCAGGUCAUGAUAUUUAUAUUAGUGAUCAAUGCAACAAUAACCAAUCAAGUUAUCAAAACUUCCCUUAUUCCUAUGAGGAUACAACUGGAAAAGGAAAAGCAACCUUUGCAUCGGGAUACCAAUUCAAAGUUGAUGAAAUUGAAACAUUCAUUCAUAUAAAUAUGUUGGACCAAGAAAAAAUUAAAAUCAAUCAAAUAUCAACUUUAUUACAAGAGGUUGAAAAAGGUUACAAAGAUGAAAUCAUUAAUUUGGAAAAUCAAGUAGAGGUAAUUAAAAAGACAAAAGAAUCAUUAGAGGAAACAAAAAAGGUGAUUGAUGUAUCAUUGAUAUCAGAUCCAAUCACACUCAAUAUUGGUGGAAUCAAGUUUCAAACAUCAAAAGCAACUUUGACUAGAAUCAAAGCAUCAUAUUUUGAUGUAAUGUUGUCAGGUCAAGUUGAUAUUAAAUCAACAACAAAUGAUCAAUCAAAUACAUUCUUUAUUGAUAGAGAUGGAACCCAUUUUAGGUACAUUUUAAAUUAUCUUAGAGAUGAUGAUCUAUCAAUCUUUCCACAAGAUUUAAAAUCAGAGAUUAAUAGAGAAUUGGUAUUUUAUAAACUAUUAUUACCAACUGAAAUGGAUUCAAAAUUGAUAGAUUCAACACAACUUGAAAUCAUCAAAAAUUGGAUUGGAACUUCAAAAACUUUGAAUUUAGUCUAUAGAGGAACAAGAGAUGGAUUCCAAGCAUCAAAGUUUCAUUCACUAUGUGAUGGUAAAGGUGAAACAGUGACAUUAAUUAAAUCAACAGAUGGAAAUGUAUUUGGUGGUUAUAAUAGUCAAUCUUGGAAUACAAACAAUACCUUCUAUGGUGACAACAAAUGUUUUAUCUUUACAAUCAUCAACAAACAAGGAUUACAUCCUACUAAAUAUAUUCCUAGUGGAGUCAACUCUAAUUAUGCAGUAGGUAGUGCUGGAUACGGUCCAGUAUUUGGCUCAAGUUAUGAUAUUCUUAUUAGCGAUCAAUGCAACUCGAACCAAUCAAGUUAUCAAAACUUCCCUUCUACCUAUUCCGAUACAACUGGAAAAGGAAAAUCAACCUUGACACCAACAUACAAUUUCAAAGUUGAUGAAAUUGAAAUCUUUUUGCAUGUUCACAUGUGUGAUUUUUUCAUAAAACAAAAUUCAUUAUCUUUUAAUCUAGGACUAAUCACAUUUAUCAUCAGUACACGAUCAAUAACAACUAGAAAUAAUAAUCUUGGUCAAAUAGCUACACUGUUACAAGAAGUAGUAGAUUGUUAUAAAGCUCAAUUCAAAGAGUUGGAGGAUGAGAUUGAAGAGAUUAGAAAGACAAAAGAAUCAUUGUUGGAUGUUAAAAAGGUGAUAGAGGUAUCAUUGAUAUCAGAUCCAAUCACACUCAAUAUAGGUGGAAUCAAGUUUCAAACAUCAAAAGCAACAUUAACAAGAAUCAAAGCAUCAUAUUUUGAUGUAAUGUUGUCAGGUCAAGUUGAUAUUAAAUCAACAACCAAUGAUCAAUCAAAUACAUUCUUUGUUGAUAGUCAUUUAAAUAUGUUGGACCAAGAAAGAGUUAAAAUCAAUCAAAUAUCAACACUUUUACAAGAGGUGGAACAAGGUUAUAAAGAUGAAUUAAUAGAUUUGGAAAAUGAAAUAAAAGAUAUGAAAAAGAAAAAAGAAUCAUUAGAGGAAACUAAAAAGGCGAUUGAUGUAUCAUUGAUAUCAGAUCCAAUCACUCUCAAUAUCGGUGGAAUUAAGUUUCAAACAUCCAAAUCAACUUUAACAAGAAUUAAAGGAUCAUAUUUUGAUGUAAUGUUGUCUGGUCAAGUUGAUAUUAAAUCAACCAAUAAUGAUAAAUUAAACUCAUUCUUAUUGAUAGAUGGAACACAUUUUAGAUACAUUUUAAGUUAUCUUAGAGAUGGUUAUUUACCGGUCAUUCCACAAGGUUUCAAAUUAGAUGGAACAAGAGAUGGAUUCCAAGCAUCCAAAUUUCAUUCAUUAUGUAAUGAUAGAGGUGAAACAGUGACAUUAAUUAAAUCAUCAGAUGGAAAUGUAUUUGGUGGUUAUAAUAGUCAAUCUUGGAAUUCAGAUGAAGAAUACUCUGGUGACAACAAAUGUUUUAUCUUUACCAUCAUCAACAAACAGGGAGUGGAGCCUACUAAAUAUAUUCCAAGACAAGGCAACCCUGUGAAAAUUAUUUUGAAAAAACACGUGCCUUUAAAUACCAUAUUGUUCAUCUGGGCUAUAACUUUUAAUUUGAUUCAUUGCUCUUUUACAACCAUGACAUUCUAUUUCAUCCAAAUUGAUGAAGAGAGAGAAGAGGAUGAUGAAGGUGUUGAGGAGGAUGAGAAGAAUGAGGUUGAGGUGAUCAAUUAUAGAUGA
Cavenderia fasciculata is the source of this 3183-nucleotide messenger RNA. RefSeq lists its product as uncharacterized. Lineage: Eukaryota; Evosea; Eumycetozoa; Acytosteliales; Cavenderiaceae. The transcript is spliced from 11 exons. The coding region runs from base 1 to 3183 and encodes 1060 amino acids. Gene Ontology annotation, molecular function: protein binding. The record is from RefSeq and is a predicted model, not a curated record. Gene Ontology annotation, biological process: protein homooligomerization.